This is a messenger RNA of Rotaria sordida, 1029 nucleotides long. The record is from the annotation of a GenBank genome assembly. NCBI's taxonomy places the organism in Eukaryota, Metazoa, Rotifera, Eurotatoria, Philodinida, Philodinidae.
AUGAUUGAAUCUUUAUCAAAUAUUCUCGCUAAUUUUCCAUCAACUUAUAUAAUAAAUGGACAAAAUAAUCAACAACAUAUAACAUUUGCAUUUGGUUAUGGUUCUGGUGUUUUAAAACAACAACAAGAUAUAAAAAAAUCAACAAUUCAAAAUCAAAUUGAUCUUAUUUUCGUUGUCAAUAAUUCAUUUAAAUUUCAUGAAGAAAAUCUUAAAUUAAAUCCACAUCAUUAUUCAUUUUUAAGACAUUUUGGUGUAUCAACAAUAACACGUAUACAAGAAACAAGAGGAGCUAGAAUUUAUUUUAAUCCAUAUAUAAAAUUUAAUAAUGAUUCGAAUACACUUUAUAAAUAUGGAAUUAUUUCACGAAAACAUCUUAUUAGAGAUUUACUUGAUUGGGAAACACUUUAUGUUGCUGGUCGUCUUCAAAAACCAGUUAGUGUCAUACAAAUUGAUCAAAACGAUCAAGAUUUAAUCUAUGCACUUAAAACGAAUUUAAAUAGCGCAUUACAUGUUGCUUUACUUCUGUUACCUGAAGAAUUUACAUUAAAAGAUUUAUUUCUUAAAAUAACAGCUCUUUCAUAUCAAGGUGAUUUUCGUAUGUAUAUUGGAGAAAAUAAAAAUAAAAUAUCAAAUAUAGUUCUACCACAAAUUGAUUUAUUUAUUAAUCUUUAUUCAAAUUUAAUAUUAAAUGAUACACAUUUACAUUGGAAUAAAAAUCGAACAUUAGAUACAAUUGUUAAACAAGAUGUAACACCAAUAGCAAUAUUUACACGUUUACUUGCUUUACCUAAACAUGUUAUUAAUAAUAUAAUGGAAUUAACAACAUUAAAAACAAGACAAUAUCAAGAUACAGAAGAAGUGAUUAGAAAAUUAUGUCUUAGUACACAACGAACAGAAAAAAUUGAAUAUGCUGUACGAUCAAUUGUUAAAAGAUCAAGUUUAACACAAACAUUUAAGGGUCUUUUAACUGCUGGUUUUAUUCGUAGUACUCGUUAUGCUUUAGCGAAAUUAAAAAAGAUGAUACGUUGA